AUGGCGGAUUUAAACCAGGAGUCGCUGCUCGCGCACAAGCGCACGUUCAUGGAGUUCCUCGACCCCGAGAACCCCAAGUCGCGCUACAUGCAGCGAAUCAACGCCAUGGUGGACGCGGGCAAGCACCGCCUCCUCAUUGACCUCUCGGACCUCCGAUCCUUCGAUCCGCACCUCGCCCGCAGGCUCAUCCGCACGCCAGGCGAGCUGUACCCGGCACUAGUGAGCGCAGUGGAGGAUGCAGUGAAGCUGGCGCACCCCAAGCACCUGCUCGAGUCUGCAGCCACAGGCGUGGGGGGCGGCGAAGUGAGCGUGGGGUUUGAGGGGCCGUUUGGGUUCCACCAGGUGUCCCCCCGCGAGCUGCUCUCGCCCUUCCUCAACUCGCUCGUCUGCGUGCACGGGAUUGUCACCAAGUGCUCCUCGGUGCGACCCAAGGUGGUGCGCAGUGUGCACUACUGUCCGAACACGGGGGCCUUUUCCUCUCGGGAAUAUCGAGACGUCACUGCACUCACUGGCCUGCCCACGCCCGCCAUCUACCCCACCAAGGACGACAAGGGCAACAUUUUGGUCACAGAGUUCGGCCUGUGCCGGUACCGCGACCACCAGGCGAUGGCGAUGCAGGAGAUGCCUGAGAACGCCCCUGCAGGGCAGCUGCCACGGUCACUGGAUGUGCUGCUAGAGGACGACCUAGUGGAUGCAUGCAAGCCGGGGGACCGCGUGGCCAUAGUGGGCAUCUACAAGGCCGCUCCCAUGCGCGCCACUGGCACCAUCAGCGGCACGUUUCGAACCGUUCUUGUGGCAUGCAAUGUGAUGCAGCUGAGCAAGGAUGCAGUGGCGCCGCGAAUGACAGCAGCAGACGUGAGGGCAGUGAGGGCGCUGGCAGCACGGGCAGACGCGUGGGGAGUGGUGGGGGAGUCGCUGGCGCCAUCCAUCUGUGGGCAUGCGUGGGUCAAGAAGGCCUUGGCGCUGCUGCUGCUGGGAGGAGUCGAGAAGAACUUGCCUAACGGGACCCACAUAAGAGGGGCAGUUGAGUUGCUGGUGUGGGAUGGUGCUGGUGUGGGAUGGUGCUGGUGUGGGAUGGUGCUGGUGUGGGAUGGUGCUGGUGUGGGAUGGUGCUGGUGUGGGAUGGUGCUGGUGUGGGAUGGUGCUGGUGUGGGAUGGUGCUGGUGUGGGAUGGUGCUGGUGUGGGAUGGUGCUGGUGUGGGAUGGUGCUGGUGUAGAGGAGAUAAAAUAUGUCAGGGUGUUGGGCGGUCCCUCCCUCCCUCGGUCAGGGUGUUGGGCGGUCCCUCCCUCCCUCGGUCAGGGUGUUGGGCGGUCCCUCCCUCCCUCGGUCAGGGUGUUGGGCGGUCCCUCCCUCCCUCGGUCAGGGUGUUGGGCGGUCCCUCCCUCCCUCGGUCAGGGUGUUGGGCGGUCCCUCCCUCCCUCGGUCAGGGUGUUGGGCGGUCCCUCCCUCCCUCGGUCAGGGUGUUGGGCGGUCCCUCCCUCCCUCGGUCAGGGUGUUGGGCGGUCCCUCCCUCCCUCGGUCAGGGUGUUGGGCGGUCCCUCCCUCCCUCGGUCAGGGUGUUGGGCGGUCCCUCCCUCCCUCGGUCAGGGUGUUGGGCGGUCCCUCCCUCCCUCGGUCAGGGUGUUGGGCGGUCCCUCCCUCCCUCGGUCAGGGUGUUGGGCGGUCCCUCCCUCCCUCGGUCAGGGUGUUGGGCGGUCCCUCCCUCCCUCGGUCAGGGUGUUGGGCGGUCCCUCCCUCCCUCGGUCAGGGUGUUGGGCGGUCCCUCCCUCCCUCGGUCAGGGUCGACAUCAACAUGCUCAUCAACGAUCCCUCGGUCGCCAAGUCGCAUCUGCUCAGUGUGGCCUUGCUUGCACAUAGACCCAACACCCCCUCCCCUUCCCCCCUCCCUCUUCCCCUCUCACAGCGACAUCAACAUGCUCAUGGUGGGCGAUCCUUCAGUCGCCAAGUCGCACCUGCCAACUGCUGCCAUGCCCCCCUCCCCCCCGCCUGUGUUCACUCACCCCCCCUGCAGAGACGUCAACAUGCUCAUGGUGGGCGACCCUUCAGUCGCCAAGUCGCAGUUUCUUCGAGCCAUCAUGCAUGCCGCCCCCCUCGCCAUCUCCACCAAUGGGAGGGGCUCUUCGGGAGUGGGGCUGACUGCUGCUGUCACCACCGACCAAGAGACGGGUGGGCUUGGUGUGACCGGAGCAGGUGGGGUUGGUGUGAGCAGGAGAGGGACAGGCGAGAGGAGGCUGGAAGCAGGAGCCAUGGUUCUGGCAGACAGGGGCGUGGUGUGCAUCGAUGAGUUUGACAAGAUGAGCGAUGCCGACCGUGUUGCUAUCCAUGAGGUGAUGGAGCAGCAGACAGUGACAAUCGCCAAAGCAGGGAUCCAUGCUUCCCUCAACGCUCGCUGCAGCGUUGUUGCUGCUGCAAAUCCCAUCUACGGAUCCUACGACCACUCCAUCAGCCCCAUGCGCAACAUCGGCCUGCCGGACUCGCUGCUGUCGCGAUUCGAUCUGCUCUUCAUCCUCGUGGAUCAGAUGGAUGCUGACGUGGACACCCGCAUAGCCAAUCACGUGCUCCGCAUGCACCGCUACCGCCUCCCGGGCGACGACGGAACGCUAGCGCCAGGGGACAUACCCAUGGCCGCAACACAUGCAGAUGAGGAAGAUGAGGAAGAAGAGGGGGGAGAUGCAGUCGACCCAGAUGCUUCCGCUGCUGCAAUGGACGGUGAAGAUGAUGCCAAUCCGGCCACUAGCCGGCCUAGGACCAGGAGUGGGGGUAGAGGAGGAGGGGAUGGGGCUGGUGGGAGUGGGGGAAGGGGAGGGGGCAGCAGUGGUGCAGCUGAUUUGGCGGCGAACUUAGUUAAGUACGAUCGCUUACUGCACGGGGAGAGGAAGGCCGGGGAGCCGAUAAGGAAGAUACUUAAGAAGCGGUUUCUGAAGAAGUUCUUUCACUUUGCCCGCGGCCGCACCCCCGUGCUCUCAAAUCGGGUAAGAGACGCUUUUCCUCCCCGUUCCCCCUGUGCUGCUGGACUGCAGGCAGCAGAGAAGAUAGCACAGGCAUACGCGGAUAUGAGGGCUCAGGGCAUAGUUGUUUCAUUCUGCUUGUUGCUGCACAAUCAUUCUCCCCCUCACGGUCCCUCUUUCCCCCACGGUUCGUUCUCCCCCCGCCCCCCGCGUUCCCCCUCUACUGGACUGCAGGCAGCAGAGAAGAUAGCACAGGCAUACGCGGACAUGAGGGCGCAAGGCAUGGACGCGAGAAGGAGGUCGGAUCAAGGCACUCUCCCUGUAACGGCCCGUUCUCUCGAGACGAUGAUCCGCCUGUCGACAGCACAUGCCAAGCUGAAGCUGCGGCGAGAGGUGUUGGAAUCAGACGUGGCAGCGGCGUUGAGCCUGCUGGACUUUGCUCUGUACCAUCGCGAGCUGGAUGAGACGGACAAGCGGAUGGAGGAGGAGAGGCAACGCGUGGAGCAGCAAAGGAAAGAGGCUGCUGCUGCCGCCGCCGCCGCCGCCGCUGCUGCCGCAACUGCUUCUGCUGAUGGUGCUGCCGAUGGGGCUGCUGAUGGUGCUGGUGCUGCUGAUAGUGUGGGCGGAACCGCAGCAGCAUCAGCUGGGGGACGGACAAGGCGACGAGGCGGGCGCAAGACAAGGUCCCGUGGGAAGAGGCAACGCAGGGAUUCACAGGCGGAAGGGAGCGAGGAGGAAGAGGAAGAAUAUGCGGAGGAGGAGGAAGAGGAGGAAGAGGAGGUGGAGGAGAUUGAGAUGGAGGAAGCACCUGCGGCUGGGGUUCCACACCUGGGUGAUCCGGCACCUGCUUCUGCUGCCGAUGGGGCAUUUACUGCUGAAAGAUUCGACGCCUUCCAGCUGGCGUUCAGUGAGCACGCGGUGGCAGCGCGGGUCGAAUCGAUAGCAGUGGACGAACUGGCAGAGGUGGUGAACAAGCGAUGGCCGGGGAAGAGCUUCACCCGGGCUGAAAUCGAUGCCAUGCUGGAGCAAAUGGAGGUCAAUAACCGAGUCAUGGUUGCAAGCGGCAUUGUGCACCUCAUAUAG
Molecule: messenger RNA, 4032 nt
Organism: Closterium sp. NIES-65
Lineage: Eukaryota; Viridiplantae; Streptophyta; Zygnematophyceae; Desmidiales; Closteriaceae
Source: the annotation of a GenBank genome assembly